UUCUCCUUCAGUGCUACUCUCAGCUGCAGCCCUCCAACAUGACCUCCUACGCCUCCUCAGCCCAAAGCGCCUCUUCCUACAGACGCACCUUUGGUCAUGGCACCUACGCCUCCCCCACCCUUAACCGCUCCCUGCUGGGCCACAGUGGAGCUGGUGGAGGUCACGUCACCUCCAGGGUCUAUGAAGUGACCCGUACCAGCUCCACGCCCACCUAUCGCGUCUCCUCCAGCCACUACGGCAGGCCUUUAGGGACAUCCCGGGCUUCAGUUGGGCGCUCCUAUGCUGGCAUGGGCGAAACGCUGGACUUCAGCCUGGCAGACGCCCUUAACCAGGAGUUCCUGACCACACGCACCAACGAGAAGGCCGAGCUGCAGCAUCUGAAUGACCGCUUUGCCAGCUUCAUAGAGAAGGUCCGCUUCCUGGAGCAGCAGAAUCACGCGCUGUCAGUGGAGGUGGAGCGCAUGCGAGGCCGUGAGCCCACACGCAUCGCUGACCUUUACGAGGAGGAGAUGAGCGAGCUGAAGAGGCAGGUGGAGAUGCUGACCAAUCAAAGGUCAUGCAUAGAGGUGGAGCGAGACAACCUGGCUGAUGACUUGGACAAGCUCAAAAUCAGACUGCAGGAAGAAAUUCUUCAAAAGGAGGAAGCAGAGAGCAACCUGGCUGCUUUCAGAGCCGAUGUGGACGCUGCCACCCUGGCUCGCCUGGACCUGGAGAGACGGAUUGAGACUCUGCAGGAAGAAAUUGCCUUCCUGAAGAAGAUUCAUGAAGAGGAGAUCCACGAGCUGCAGAACCAAAUGCAGGAGUCUCAGGUCCAGAUCCAGAUGGACAUGUCUAAACCAGACCUGACAGCAGCGCUGAGGGACAUCAGGGCCCAGUAUGAGGGCAUCGCUGCCAAGAACAUUGCUGAGGCUGAAGAAUGGUACAAGUCCAAGGUGUCGGACCUAAACCAGGCAGUGAGUAAGAACAAUGAGGCCCUGAAACAGGCCCGGCAGGAGACCAUGGAGUUCAGACACCAGAUCCAGUCCUACACCUGUGAGAUCGACUCCCUUAAAGGAACCAACGAGUCCCUGAUGAGACAGAUGCGGGACAUGGAGGACCGCCACGGACGAGAGGGCUCCAGCUUCCAGGACACCAUUGCAAGGAUGGAGGCUGAGAUUGCAAACUUGAAGGAUGAGAUGGCUCGUCAUCUCCGUGAGUACCAGGACCUACUGAAUGUCAAGAUGGCUCUGGAUGUGGAGAUUGCCACCUACAGGAAGCUGCUGGAAGGGGAGGAGAACAGGAUCACCCUGCCGAUGCAAAACUACUCCACCCUGAGCUUCAGAGAAACAAGUCCUGAACACCAGCAGCGUUCUUCUGAGAUGCACUCAAAGAAAAGCGUCCUCAUCAAGACCAUCGAGACCCGGGAUGGAGAGGUCGUCAGCGAGUCAAUGAAACACCAGCAAGACAACAUGUGACGAGAAGAGAAAAAUGAUCCCGUGGGUCUCCAUCUCGGCUGGACAGAAAACAAAAUAAAAGCGAUCUAAAACAGA
Messenger RNA from Nothobranchius furzeri (turquoise killifish), 1529 nucleotides. It is a transcript of the gene desmb, whose product is annotated as desmin b. The record is from RefSeq and is a predicted model, not a curated record. Gene Ontology annotation, cellular component: intermediate filament; cell-cell junction; cytoplasm. Gene Ontology annotation, molecular function: structural constituent of cytoskeleton. Gene Ontology annotation, biological process: intermediate filament organization; skeletal muscle organ development. Lineage: Eukaryota; Metazoa; Chordata; Actinopteri; Cyprinodontiformes; Nothobranchiidae.